UUUUACCAAAACCUCAAUCCUCUAAUUUAUAAACCAAAAAAAAAAAAACGCUUAACUUAUUAGAUCAAAAGAUCAUAUCCAUCAUAUAUCAACAUGUACAGGAAAGAUGAAAAGGAGGAGUGUUGCUACAACUACAAGAAGAAGCAGCAACAGGCAGCCAUUGCAAGCAUCUUCUCAUACAAACACAUGAAAAGAGUGUACCCGGUCGGGCUCUACAGAAGCUCUUCCUCGUCCUUAUCUUCACUCUCUUCCAAUUCAUCUUCACUCUCUCUGACUCUCUCACAAAACUCGAACGACGACUCUUCUCUGACGGACCAUUCGACGUCGUCUUCGUCCCCGCUCGACCACAAGGUUUCACUAGCCCUCCGCCUCAUUGCCCCGCCGCGACAGAGGAGGAGGGAACAAAAUUCGCCUACGGUUCCUCCUCGUCCGGUGGGUGUACAUGAUCAUGAUCAUGAUCAUGACCAAGACGGUGAUGGUGGUGGAGAGCCGAGGCGGUGCAAUUGGAUUACAAAGAAUAGUGACAAAGCUUAUGUUGCAUUUCAUGAUGAAUGUUGGGGAGUUCCGGUUUAUGAAGACAACCAAUUGUUCGAGCUGCUUUCCUUGUGUGGUAUGCUGAUGGACUACAACUGGACGGAAAUUCUCAAGAGAAAGGAGCUCAUCAGGAAAGCAUUCGGUGGAUUUGAUCCAAACGUGGUGGCCAAAAUGGACGAAAACCAGAUCAUGGACAUCAUCUCCGACAAGGCCUUAUCCUUAGUUGAAUGUAGAGUUCGAUGUAUUGUGGACAAUGCCAAAUGCAUUCUCAAGAUAGUGAGGGAAUUCGGGUCAUUGAGCGGGUACAUGUGGGCAUACAUGAACCAUAAGCCGACGGUGAACAAGUUCCGGCACCCGAGAAACGUGCCAUUGCGGUCGCCAAAGGCGGAGGCGAUGAGCAAGGACCUGUUGAAACGCGGAUUCAGAUUCGUUGGUCCGGUCAUCGUCUACUCUUUCAUGCAAGCUGCUGGCCUGACCAUCGACCACCUCGUUGAUUGUUUUAGGUACAAGGAAUGCGUCGCCCAUGCCGAACGCCCGUGGAGGCAUAUGUGAAUUCUUCUAAUUUUAUCCUUCUUUUUAAUUUCAUACCAUCAAGUAAUUAAGAAUUUAUUAUUAAGCUAUAUAUGUAUAAUGUAUUGAAUCACGGUGAAGGUGAUUAUUAUGUUUGUAUGUAUGUAUGAGAGUGUUUCGAUCUAUGUAGCUGAUUAUUACGAGAUCAGUCAAUCGAACUUUUCAGUUUUCGGUGUGAGGUGGAUGUAAUUCUAGCUCUGGUUUUGUACUUGGGGUGGGAUAGGAUUGGGAGAUUGAUCAUAUGGUCAUGUAUUGUGUGUUCCCUCUUGAAAUGUUGUUCUCCUUUUCUGUUUCAAUUGAUAUUUUGUUUAAAUUUUUUUAAUGGUGAG
This is a messenger RNA of Linum tenue, 1433 nucleotides long. The record is from the annotation of a GenBank genome assembly. NCBI's taxonomy places the organism in Eukaryota, Viridiplantae, Streptophyta, Magnoliopsida, Malpighiales, Linaceae.